Molecule: messenger RNA, 2219 nt
Organism: Siniperca chuatsi (mandarin fish)
Lineage: Eukaryota; Metazoa; Chordata; Actinopteri; Centrarchiformes; Sinipercidae
Gene: vrk2
Product: VRK serine/threonine kinase 2
Exons: 14
Coding region: 170-1912 (580 amino acids)
Biological process (GO): peptidyl-serine phosphorylation; signal transduction
Cellular component (GO): nucleus; cytoplasm
Molecular function (GO): protein serine/threonine kinase activity; ATP binding
Source: RefSeq, a predicted model, not a curated record
ACAGAAGAAGAAGAAGAAGAAGAAGAAGAAGAAGAAGAAGAAGAAGAAGAAGAAAAAAAAAAACAGAAACAGAAACAGAAACAUAAGUUUUGUCACUUCUGUUUCGUACCGGGGCAUUCGGCUUGGAUUCUCUUCGAAGGAGGGUGCAUAUUUUAGCUUCUCAGCUUUCAUGGCACCACAAAGAAAGAGGGCAUUACCCAAACCACUCCCAGAUGGCUUCUUACUGACCGACACUGAGAAGAAGAAAUGGAGGCUGGGGAAAAUCAUUGGUCAAGGUGGCUUUGGACUGAUCUAUCUUGCCUCCCAGGAUGUUGACAGACCUGUUGCAGCAGACACUGACUUUGUCAUAAAAGUGGAAUACCAGGAGAAUGGCCCCCUGUUCUCAGAGCUCAAGUUCUACCAGAGGGCAGCCAAACCAGAGAGCAUGCAGAAAUGGAAGAGAAGCAGGAAACUGGACUUCCUGGGCAUCCCCAAGUACUGGGGAUCAGGGCUCGCUGAAUAUAAUGACCUCAGGUAUCGUUUCAUGGCCAUGGAUCGACUGGGCAGUGACCUUGAGAAAGUCUGCGAGCACAAUAGAGGUCGACUGAGGAAGUCCACUGUGCUCCAACUUGGUCAAGGACUGGUGGCUGUACUGGAGUAUAUUCAUGAGAACGAGUACGUCCAUGCAGACAUUAAAGCUACCAACCUCAUGCUGGGUUACAGAGACCCUGAACAGGUCUACCUAGCAGACUAUGGGCUGUCCUACAGAUACUGUCCUGAUGGAGUCCACAAAGAAUACAAGGAAAACCCCAAGAAGGGCCACAAUGGAACCAUCGAGUACACCAGCCUUGAUGCCCACAAAGGACUUGCUCCAUCUAGACGUGGUGACCUCCAGAUUUUGGGUUUUUGUCUUCUUCAUUGGUUAUGUGGGUCUCUGCCUUGGGACAAUGUUCUCAAGAACCCAACUCAGGUCCAGGAGGCCAAGGCCAGACUGAUGGAUAAUCUGCCAGACUCAGUCCAGCAGCUGUCAGUGAGCGGAUCCAGCACAGAUGAGGUGGCCGCAUUCCUCCUUUAUGUGAAAACUCUGGACUACCAAAGUAAGCCAGACUACCACCUUCUUAAAGACCUGUUGGCCAGUGUUGCCACAGGAAGACUUGACUUCUCCAUGCCCCAUGGACCUGCAGAGGAGUCAUCCACCAAGGUACAAGAUCCCCCCACAAGGGAAAAGAAAGCAGGACGAGCCCGAGGGUCCUCCAAACCCAAGGCUGUGCCUACAGAGGCAGAUGAUGAACAAGAGGAGAUGAACACUAAACCAGCGCCAGCUCGCUACAUAAGAGGACCACCCCUCACUAAACCUCAGUCACAACUGAAGAAAGAUGGAGUUUUGCCUGAUGUCAGCAGAUCACUGAGGUCAAGGCCUAAACCUGUGGUGACUUAUGAAGAAGAUGACAGUGAAGAUGAGGAUGAGGAGGCCAGACCCAGACCCAUUCCUGCAUGCUAUCUGAGAGGCCCUCCAAUAGGCCCCAGUGCUCAGCCUAAACAGAAAGCUAAAUCCAAAUGGAGUGGCAAGAAAACAGACAACCUCACCGUGUCCUCAGGAAGACAGGAACGACGACUCCACCCGCAAAGUAGAAAACGCAUACUGACAAACUGUGAUGCCAAUGACCAAACACACAUGGACAACAGGGGAAGAUGGGAUGAAAGACUGCUCAACCACAGUGCAGGCUACAGCCAUCAACAGUGGUGGGACAGUGACCUCUGUUAUGACCACAGAGACAGUUUUGGUGAAUGGGAAGGGUCUGUUCUCAGAGGUUCAGAACAGGAAGCUGGUCCCACACAGAAGAAUGGACUGUUUUCCUGGUUUGUCUUUGUGGGUGUCUUCUUUUUCUUGGGUACUGUUCUUGUUUGCCAAAGUGCAUUUAAACCCUUUUGAACAAGAAAACCGACUUCUGAGCAGGUAAGGGAUAUAUUAGUUUUAGCACUGUCGAGAUGGAGCUGACAGGAACAAAAAGCCACUUCUCAGGACUUCUGGCCUGCCAUUUUCACAGUAACAGGCUGAAAUAGAAGGAGAAUCCUCAGUUUAUUCUGCUUAUUAAAUGUUCAUUAUAAUUAAAUGUGGUACAAAGAAUCACUUUGUGAAAAAAUGAAGUGGGCUCUCAUUUCUGAGUGGAUUGUAGAUGAAGGACUCCCAAAUACACUCAAAAUUAUAUGCACAAAUAAAAACUGUCUUUGACUUUGAA